UAAAGUUUAAAAUGUGAAAAAAGUAUAUAAAGGAAGAUAAGAUGUGUGUUUUUACUACAAAUCGUUACAAGUUCGAUAAGAAAAUAGUCUGCAAUUGUUGUAGAUGACGCCACUAUAUAUCGAAAACGUUUCUUCAUAAAUCUCUAGGCUAUUGCAACGUCCCGGAUUAGCGUGGUGUCAGAAGAUUCUAUUUGCCGAUAUUAGCUUUACGUAUCAUUAUGGAAUUUCCGGCAAAGUCGAAUGUAAAACACUGGAUACAGACGUUAAAUGAUAUAAGAGAAUAUAAAGAGUACAUUAAAGCAGGAUCAUUAGAAAUAGAUGGUGAAACUUUAACAAUAUCAAAACUCUAUGCAAUGACCUUCAAACCUAGUUUUGAAUGUUCAAUUACGGAGAAGUGCUGUGAUAAAAUGAAAAAGAAUUAUGAGUUUUUCACUGAUUUAUUAAAAUCUGGAAAAGUUGUCUACGGUGCAAAUACCGGUUAUGGUGGUAGUGCUAAUGUUCGAUACGAGAGCGUUGCUAAAGUUCAGGAAUAUUUGGUUAGUCAUCUGAAAGCUGGUUUUGGUAGAAAAGCGCCUACAGAAUUGAUUCGAGGUGUUAUGGUUCAAAGGGCUAAUAGUCUUUCUAAGGCACGUUCUGCUGUCCGCGAAGAGGUUCCGUUACUAUUAUUAGAAAUGGUACGCAAAGACAUCGUUCCUAUAGUUCCUCUCAGAGGAACUGUUUCCGCAAGCGGAGAUUUAAUGCCAAGUUCAUAUAUUGCUGCUGCAAUGAUGAAUAUGAAAGGAUCAAGAGUUCUACACAAAGGUGUUGAAAUGGAGGCCAGCGAAGCAUUCCAGUUAGCUUCUGUUAAACCUGUAGAGUUCCACGCGAAAGAAGCUUUGGCUGUUGUUAAUUCAUCUUCAUUUGCCGCUUCAUUAGGCAGUUGCAUGUUGUUCGAAGCCAACGUUUGUGCCAUACUUGUACAAAUAUGCACAGCAUUAAUAGCCGAAUCUUUGGAAGGUCAUUUAGAAUCUUUCCACUCACUUUUGCAUGAAUCAAUGCCUCAUCCUGGCCAAUUGGAGUGUGCUGCUAAUUUAUCAUCACUUCUGAAUAAUUCUAAAAUGUCAAUAACUGAUCUAGAAAUGAGAAGGGAGGAUUCCAAAGGACUUAAGCAGGAUCGUUAUGCUUUAAGAACAUCACCGCAGUGGGUAGCACCAGUACUAGAUACACUAUUAAGAUCAAGAGAAAAACUGGAAAUAGAACUAAAUAGUUCAAACGACAAUCCUUUAAUUGAUGACGAAAGAGGUGUUGUAAUUCACGGUGGAAACUUUCAAGGAAUAUCUGUAUCUAUGGGUUUGGAUCACGCACGACAAGCAAUUCAAUUGUGUGGAAAAUUGCUACACGGUCAAUUUCAAGAACUCGUGAAUGGUUCAAUGAAUGGCAAUCUUACCCCAAAUUUAUGUGGUUCGGAUUAUAAUGUAGAUAUGGGAUUCAAGGGUUGCGAUACUGCAAUGGCAGCGUAUUGCUCUGAACUUGACGGCUUAGCAAAUCCAGUUACAAAUCAUGUAUUGAGUGCCGAACUCCAUAAUCAAGCCAUUAACUCAAUGGGAUUUUUGUCGGCUCGAAAACUUGAAGAAUCAAUAGAAGUUCUAAAACAAAUGAUUGUACAGAGCCUAGUAGCAACCUGUCAGGCAAUUGACUUGAGAUAUCUUAAAAAUUAUGCUGAGGCCAUCAUUAAGACAAUUUUAAAUGAGCACAAACUAAACGAAAAGACAUUCUACAGAGUAUGCCCUUGGUGGGUGUUGGUUUUUUCACCUCCAGAAGCUGAAGUGAGACUGAAAGAGAUAUCUCCUUUCAUGAAUGGCCUAAGAUUUAAAGACUUUUUAAGUGAGUUUGAAGAAGUGGCUAAGCCCGUUUUGGAGAGUAUAAAAAAUGGAACACUUGUUGAUCGAAUAUCCGAUGAAUUAGGAUAUGGUACAAAAAAGGUUUAUCGAUUUCUUCGUCAAGAACUUAAUAUUAAAUUUAAUAUAGGAGCAAAUAGUCUUGAUAAAGAUAUGGAAAAAGUUCUUUCUUGUAUCAAUUCUCAAAAAAUACUCGACCUACUCCAAGAAAUUGAGUUAUACAGUUAACAAAAACACAUUCUAAUUGUUUCCAAAGUAAUUACAAAAACAAUUAUAUUAUUAAUUAUAAUUGCCUUAGUUUAAAUUCAUAAACUGGUUCUUGCAAGAUUUUGAUAGAAGUAUUUUUCUCAGGUCAAACGAUUUCUUAAUAUUUCCUGUCACUCGCAAUAUUUUAUUUUGCUAUAUUUAUAUUAAAAUUAUCGUAUUGGAUUAUUUACUUUUUGUCUGAAUGAAGCUCAAAACUCAUUUUAUGUUUUUGCUGUAUAUCCAUUUUGAAAUUUUAAAAGAUGAAUUACUUUUACUUUGGAGAUACUUAAUGAAAAU
Dimorphilus gyrociliatus is the source of this 2420-nucleotide messenger RNA. The record is from the annotation of a GenBank genome assembly. Lineage: Eukaryota; Metazoa; Annelida; Polychaeta; Dinophilidae.